AUGUACGUGAGCUACCUGCUGGACAAAGAGGGGCCCUCCAUGUACCCGGGCUCGGUGCGCCACGCCGGGGGACUCAACCUAGCCGCCGCCGCGCAGAACUUCAUGGGCGGCCCGCAGUACCCGGACUACGGCACCUACCAUGUGCCCGCCGGCCUGGGCCUGGACAACGCGCAGUCGCCCGCCUCGCCCUGGCCCGCCGCCUACGGCGCGCCCCUCCGCGACGACUGGAACGGCUACGGGCAGGGCGCGGCGCCCGGGGCGGCGGCAGGGGCGGCCAACACGGUGCACGGACCUGGCGCGGCCGGCUUGGCCUACAGCCCGGCCGCAGAGUAUCACGCGCACCCCCACCACCACCACCCGGCCCAGGGCCCGCCGGCGCCGCCCUGCGGGGUCCCCCCUGCCGGGGGCCUGAUGCAGCCCCUCAACCCGCCGCCCGGCGCCGAGCAACUCUCCCCUGGCGGCCAGCGGCGGAAUCUCUGCGAGUGGAUGAGGAAGCCCUCGGCAGGGGGACCCGUGAAAACCCGGACGAAAGAUAAGUACCGUGUGGUCUACACAGACCACCAGCGCCUGGAGCUGGAGAAGGAGUUUCACUACAGCCGCUACAUCACCAUCCGGAGGAAAGCGGAGCUAGCAGCCACACUGGGAUUGUCAGAGAGACAGGUAAAAAUCUGGUUUCAGAACAGGAGGGCAAAGGAGAGAAAGAUCAACAAGAAGAAGUUGCAGCAAUCUCAGCCAGGUGGAGUGCACAGCGGAUCGGAACCCAUGAGCCCGGUCUCCUCUAUGCAGCCAGGGACAACCAGUUCGGGCCCCAAUGGAGGUGUGUUGGGCACAACUGGCCUAGCGCCACCCACUGCAUAG
Messenger RNA from Gekko japonicus, 858 nucleotides. RefSeq names its product caudal type homeobox 2 (gene CDX2). Gene Ontology annotation, biological process: cell differentiation; regulation of transcription by RNA polymerase II; anterior/posterior axis specification. The record is from RefSeq and is a predicted model, not a curated record. Gene Ontology annotation, cellular component: nucleus. NCBI's taxonomy places the organism in Eukaryota, Metazoa, Chordata, Lepidosauria, Squamata, Gekkonidae. The transcript has 3 exons. Gene Ontology annotation, molecular function: DNA-binding transcription factor activity, RNA polymerase II-specific; RNA polymerase II transcription regulatory region sequence-specific DNA binding. The coding region runs from base 1 to 858 and encodes 285 amino acids.